AUGCCCAAGGCUCUGCUGCGUUUGGGGAUCGAGCGCGGAGCCCGGAGCGCUCACCUGAGGCUUCGUCCUGCGUGCGCGCUGCCUGCGCCAGCACGCGUCCCGGGAGCCUGGCGCCGGCCUCGGGGUGGGCGCUCGGCGGGGCGGCGCUGGCCGUGGGCACCCGGCUGGGCGCGGCCUCCAGUGGCGGCCCGUUCCGCCCGUUUCCACCUGCGCGUCCGGGCGCGGAGGGCGGGCCGCCACUGUAUUUACAGAAGGAGGCGGUGCCAGAGAGGGCGCGGCGGCGGGGGCACGGCGGGGCAGGGCGGACUGGCGGGAGCUGGCCGCCACCGGGUGCUGCCCUGCGGGGCCGGAGGCGCGUCCCGCGCGGCGGUGGGUGACGAGGGGCGGCCUCGGAGCCCAAGGCUGGCAGAUGUGGCCGCUUCGCCCGUGACCGUGCGCGCGAGGAAUCCGGGAAAAAUGGGCACCCCCGCCACCUCCCUGGCCCUCAGCCGUGCGAGGAGUUUCAGGAUGGGUUUGCCAAUCCCCGUGCUAUUUGUAACCUGCCCUGUGACACGUGACACGGACUCAACUAUGCCAGUUUCCACCUCAGAGGUCAGGGCGCUGUGGAAGGCCUUUCGUGUACAAGAGGGUUUCCGUCUCCACUGGGCCCUCAUGCUUUCCUUCUCCUGUGUGUGCAACUCGAUCUCUGGCCGCGUCGUGUGAGGACCUGCAAGGGGCCUGUUGAUACAGCUGCCCUCCGGUGCCACAUGACUGCAGGCUGGCCACACAUGACGGCCGUGAAUGUACAGACACCAAGGACCAUCAGAUUAGCCUCUGCUCGGGAUAUCGGCUGCUUGGACUGUUUGCCUUGUGGAGCCUGUUUGACUAAAUUAAAAUCCUUGGAAACCGAUCGUCAGUCAAGCAUGAAAGACAAAGCCACCAGCCUGCAAGGUGCCCAUCUUGGGGGCAGACCUAUUUUGAGGAGAGAGGCUGGGUGACCUCCUUCCUCUCUAAAACAAACUGGCCUUUUCCAGCCUGUGUGGUCAUGAAAAAAGAGAAGACCGGACAGAAUCCUUAGAAAAACAGCAUGAGAACAAGUUUUUUAAA
This is a messenger RNA of Callorhinus ursinus (northern fur seal), 1086 nucleotides long. Lineage: Eukaryota; Metazoa; Chordata; Mammalia; Carnivora; Otariidae. The record is from RefSeq and is a predicted model, not a curated record.